AUGUCUAAUAGCAACACCAAGCGGGCACAGCGAAGGCAGGAAUGCCGUGAGGUCUUAGCAGACCACAUUUAUAAUCAGCUCGGCCUCACCGUUCCACCUAACCGUAUACGCCUUCAGCCUUCUGUGGAGGAUGGUUACGCAUGGUCUGUUUCCGAGGAGAAGAGACAUCUGCUCGAAACUACGCUAGGUCGAGGUACCGUGGGGCUCUAUCAAAAUAUCAUAGAUGAAAUAGGCAAAUCUAUUGAAGCCGUUGAUCCUCGAAUAUUCCAAAAAGACAGCACGAAUGAUGGUCAUGAUGAAAAGCGUCAGAAAACAAAAUUAGCCAAUAGCUCCGGGGGCUUUACGGAGAUCAUCCAGCGCCUAGAGCUAGAGAACAAAACACUGGUCGAACAUGUCCACAAUUAUAGCAUUGAAGCAGAAAAAUUUUUCAUUAAAGAGCAAGAGCUGCAGACGCGGCUUUCGAGCAUACAGACUGAAGCCGAAGCAUACCGGCAGACGAUUAAAAAGCUUGAAAUGGAGUUGGAUGACGUCACGAAUAAUAUUGUCGAAGCUGUCAAGAUCCUGAAAGCAAGCCGAAAUGACUUGCAGAAGGAAAAUUCUACAGAGAGAUUUUCGGAUACGACUUUAACAAAUGGAUGUACAUCUUAA
This is a messenger RNA of Penicillium cosmopolitanum, 648 nucleotides long. RefSeq lists its product as uncharacterized. The transcript has 3 exons. NCBI's taxonomy places the organism in Eukaryota, Fungi, Ascomycota, Eurotiomycetes, Eurotiales, Aspergillaceae. The record is from RefSeq and is a predicted model, not a curated record. The coding region runs from base 1 to 648 and encodes 215 amino acids.